CACAAGUUGAUAAAAUCCUAGAGAACGAUAAAUAAGUCCUCGGUAAAUUGAAAGGGAACACUAGUGUUCGAUUGGUCAACAGUAAUACAACGCAGUCUAUAUAAUUCGAUCCUUGCCUUUGUACCCUAGUUUGGUCUGUUAGUUAGUUGAACAGUAUCAUUUAAAACGACGACAUGAUUGCUACUAAGAUCCUCUUUUUAUUUGGAUCAAUGCAGUUGAUUCAUCUAUCAACAGCAGCGCCAUUACCGGAUAGCGCAGGAAUCGUUGAGAUGGUAAACGGAUUAGCAUAUGGUGGUAUUCCUUAUGGGAGUGUAUCAGGUAUGCUAGCAAAAUAUCCAAGAUAUUCAAACCAACAAGAGUUCCAAUCAAGAAAAUUAUCAAACAUGAAAGCAAUUCAACCUGUGAUCGUGACACCCAAUUUUAGAGCAACAAGAUUGGCAGUAUCACAUGGAACGCGACCUGUUCAGAUUUAUAAUCUUCCAGGUGUAAUUGCACCUGGCGUCAUCGGCACGAUCAGUCAAAUUGGAUUUUGAAAGGUUCAUCGUCAUUAUCUUCUUCUUGAGAAUCAUCGUGUUAUAUCUAAUAGAAAUAUAUUUUUUAUUGAAGAUUCGAGCUUCAUCAUCUGUUAUCUACCAUUUCGCAAGCAUUCAAUAACGAAUAGAA
Polistes dominula (European paper wasp) is the source of this 663-nucleotide messenger RNA. RefSeq lists its product as uncharacterized. The record is from RefSeq and is a predicted model, not a curated record. Lineage: Eukaryota; Metazoa; Arthropoda; Insecta; Hymenoptera; Vespidae.